AUGUACCAAGACCUUAAAACAUUGUAUUGGUGGCCUGGAAUAAAGAAGAAUGUUGCAGAGUUUGUUGCCAGAUGUUUAACAUGUCAGCAAGUGAAAGAAGAACAUCAAAGUCCAUUAUGGCUACUUCAACCACUUUACGUUUCGAAAUUGAAGUGGGAAGACAUAGCAAUGAAUUUUAUGGUAGGAUUACCUAAGACCACAAAACAACAAGAUUCUGGUUGGGUAAUUGUAGACAGGCUCACUAAGUCUACUCAUUUCCUGCCAGUUAAGACUACCUACUCGCUAGACCUGUACACUAAAUUGUACGUUAAGUCUUGGAGCCGAUACUUACCCCUUACGGAAUUCUCAUAUAACAAUAGUUAUCAGUCUACUAUUGGGAAGGCUCCAUGUGACAUGCUUUAUGGGCGCAAGUGUAGAUCUCCCUUGCAUUGGGAUGAGGUUGGAGAGAAACAAAUUUUAGGCCCUGAGGCUGUUAGGGAAGCAAGUGAGGUGAUUGAGAAAAUUCGUCAAAGAUGCAUACUGCUCAAAGUAAGCAAAAGUGCUACACAGACCUUAAGAGAAGGGACAUCGAGUUUUCAGUUUACGAGUUUGUGUUCAUAA
Humulus lupulus (European hop) is the source of this 600-nucleotide messenger RNA. RefSeq lists its product as uncharacterized. The record is from RefSeq and is a predicted model, not a curated record. The coding region runs from base 1 to 600 and encodes 199 amino acids. Gene Ontology annotation, molecular function: nucleic acid binding. NCBI's taxonomy places the organism in Eukaryota, Viridiplantae, Streptophyta, Magnoliopsida, Rosales, Cannabaceae. The transcript has 2 exons.